AUGUCCAACCAAGGAAAGACAGGCGAUGCGCGGCGUCGGCAUCACCCCGGUCGGGAUCUUGUCAGUUCCCGGGAAAAUUGGUAUGAAGGUGGAUACACCUGUGCUGUUGUAGACGUCACCGUGUUGGCUGCUGCCCUGCCUGGGGUAGAUGUUGCCGCCAUUGCCGAGUUUGAAGGUUCGAGGUUUGUGGUGACCAUCAGAGGAGAUUAUGAUGAGUUGCUGCAGCUGGUUGCUGAUGAACUUGAGAAAGCUGCUGAUCACGCGGGAAAUGAUAAUGAAAAGAACAUGUUGCUCAAGUACGCAGAAUCGUUUGAAGACGGAUCUUUGGAUGCUCAUUACGACGGUUCUCGGUUUUGGAUUAAGAACAAGAGCCCGGCUGUGGAAACGUACAUUGGGUUCAUCGAGACGUACCGAGACCCUGCUGGGGUUCGCGGCGAGUUUGAGGGCUUCGUCGCCAUGGUGAACAAGGAAAUGUCUGUGAAAUUCUCUGCUCUGGUGGAAAAUGCGGAAACGCUCUUGAAUCACAUGCCCUGGCCCAAGGAGUUUGAAAAGGACAAAUUCCUGAAACCGGAUUUCACGUCUUUGGAUGUCCUCACAUUUUCUGGUUCCGGGAUCCCCUCGGGCAUCAACAUCCCCAAUUAUGAUGAAAUACGACAGUACGAGGGUUUCAAAAACGUCUCGUUGGGGAAUGUCAUUUUCGCCAGUUCUAAAGUGAUCGCCGGCGAUAUUUCUUUCCUGAACGACGAUGACGCAAAGUUGGUUGAGAAGUACGGGGUUCAGUCUUUCGAGUUGCAAGUUGGCCUUCACGAACUGCUCGGCCACGGAAGCGGGAAGUUGUUUGUCAAGGACACUUCUGGCGGAUUCAAUUUUGACAAGAACAACUUGGUGAACCCGUUGACGGGAUCGAAAAUCACGUCUUGGUACGAACCCGGGGAAUCGUACGACUCCAAGUUUGGCGCGUUGGGGAGCGCGUAUGAGGAAUGCAGAGCAGAAACAACCUGCUUGCAACUUUCGCACAUUCCGGAAGUACUCCGUAUUUUUGGAUACGAAGGCGAAGAAGCCGAAGUGAUGAAGAGGGUCUCUUGGCUGACCAUGGUGUAUUCCGGGUUUGCCAAGGCCCUGGAAAGUUACCAGCCGUCUACGAAGGCCUGGCUUCAGGCUCAUUCUCAGGCCAGGUACGUGAUCUUGAGAGUCUUGCUGGAAGCAGGUCAGGACUUGAUCACUGUCGAAGAGGUCACCGGCUCUGACGGGAAGCCAGACCUCAGGCUGCAGGUGGACUACUCCAAGAUUGACUCUGUCGGUCGACCCGCUGUGGCUGCUUUUCUGAGAAAACUCCAGGUGUACAAAUCAUGCGGUGACAUUGCUGCAGCCAAGGAGAUGUUCAUGAAUUACUCCGAAGUUCCGGACGAGGGAAAAUUCCCAUUUGGGAAAUGGCGGGAAAUUCUCAUGGCUCGCAAAAAGCCGAGACGUUUGCUUGUCUGUGCCAACACUUCUGUGGAAGGU
Messenger RNA from Notodromas monacha, 1503 nucleotides. The record is from the annotation of a GenBank genome assembly. Lineage: Eukaryota; Metazoa; Arthropoda; Ostracoda; Podocopida; Cyprididae.